Messenger RNA from Erpetoichthys calabaricus (reedfish), 3595 nucleotides. RefSeq names its product UDP-Gal:betaGlcNAc beta 1,3-galactosyltransferase, polypeptide 4 (gene b3galt4). Gene Ontology annotation, molecular function: hexosyltransferase activity. The record is from RefSeq and is a predicted model, not a curated record. Lineage: Eukaryota; Metazoa; Chordata; Cladistia; Polypteriformes; Polypteridae. The transcript has 2 exons. Gene Ontology annotation, cellular component: membrane. The coding region runs from base 517 to 1650 and encodes 377 amino acids.
UCAACGAGACUGUAAUUACGCAUCGCGCAAAACGCGAAGUGGACGCACUGCACCAUGCGCAAAAAAGAAAAAAAAAACAUCCCGUUAGUUACAUUCCGUGAACCAGAUGUAUUAUCUCAUACAAGGGGCAUUGACUUUUCACUGCACUAUGAUCACGGAAUAAAAAAAAUAACUGUCCACUGUUAUUGAUGAAGCUGUGGAAAACAGAUUGAUAUAGACUUGAACCCGGGAAGUGACCAACAUCUUUCUGCAUUUUAUUACAGUGGUUCCUUCUUUCCUGAUGUUCAACAUUCUGAAUCCAGCAGAGUGAAUUCCUAUGACUUAAUCAGAUGUGAAAAGUGAUGUGCUGAUAUGCCGUUAUUUGAACAUUGAGUUGUUUCAGCUUAUAAGCAUGUGGGUAUAUUAACAUAAUUCCAAGAGCCAUUGAUUGACAACACCUACUGCAAGGAAUUUUGACAGAAGAACUGAAAAACAAAUGAGUGCCAACACAUCAAGUGGAUAAAGGGAGGCUGUGGAAUGACCAAAGCCAGAUUUAACAUCUCCAUGUUGAAGUAUUUUGAUAGAAAUGUAUUCAUGGGCCGUCCACGCUUGCGACAUGUUCUCAUCAUUUUUUUAGUCCUUUUCCUGCUCUUGUCCAUUCUCUGGGUUGAUGUCAUUGAGACAUGGUGGAUGGGCCUAUACUGGCGUUACAAACCUCCAGAGCUGUGUACACAGAAGGAAGAUGAUUUAGAAUCUUUAAGGAGAGAACAGACCUUACUUAAGUCGCAAUCAGAGAACUUCUUCACCAUCACAAAUGAGAGGCUGUGCACGGCUUCCAGCCCAUUUCUCCUGACAUUCAUUAUAAGUGCUCCCAGGAAUUUUGCUCUACGUGCACUCAUUCGCAAUACGUGGGCCAGUCGUACCUCCAUAGGUGGAAGACGAGUGCUAAGUCUGUUUGCCCUUGGAAUUUCAACGCAAAAUGAUGACCAGAGACUUAUUCAGAAGGAGUCAAAAAAGUUCCAGGAUCUUAUUCAAGGCAACUUCCUAGACACCUAUGCUAAUUUGACUUUGAAGACCAUAUCAAUCCUUCGCUGGACUGCUGCCUUCUGCCCAGAGGCACAAUAUAUAAUGAAGGUGGAUGAUGACGUUCUGCUUAAAUAUGAUGUACUCAUACCCUACUUGGUAAAAUCUGCUCAAUCUGGUCCUGCCAAUGGAGAGCAAGAUUUAUACAUGGGCUACUUGCAAAGAAGAAUUACUCCCAUCAGGGACCCAGACAGUAAAUAUUUUCUGCCCAAGAAAGCAUAUCCUAAUGAAAGUUAUCCUGAUUAUUGUAGUGGGACCGCUUAUGUUCUGUCACGCAGCGCAGCUCGCAAGAUCUAUGAAGUUACAUUUAGGACGCCAUGGUUUAUUUUUGAGGAUGUGUAUGUAGGAAUGUGUGCCCAGAAAGCUGGCGUAAUCCCAACCCACUGCAGCUUGUUCUCAGGAGGACUACGUAUCCCAUAUAGUCGUUGCUGCUUUCGAGCACUAAUCGCAGCACAUCACAUUAGUCCAGCUGAGCUUUCACUAUACUGGCAGGAUAUUACAAAUGGACCAGAAUGCUCAUGGAUAAGCACACAUGUAGCUUUUGGUAUUUGCAAAUUUAAAACACUUCUAAACACUGUUUUGUCUUGAUCACUUAAUUAUAACUAGAGCUGCAAAUUUUACCUUCACUUUCAGCAACCACCCAGUGUGGUACAGUCUUAAUGUGGUGCUGUGAUCUGCCAAUUUUGUGAUCUUACUGUCAAAUAUUCAAAUAAUUGAAUACAACAGCAAUCUAUCUAUAUAUUGUAUAAGUCAUGGACUGAGCCAUCGAUACAACGGAUCUCGUCAUCGGUGUGUAGUUUUGUGGGAGUGUACACACCACACCACCAAUAAUAUACAGUACCUUCACUUCGAGUGGAUUAUAGUGAGAGAUGCUUGUGCAACAAUCUCUCUUUUUGCACACAAACCAAUGUCCACAGGCACGAAGAUCGUGAUGUGUGGUCUAAUAAGUGUGCCCGCAGCAGGCUGACCAAAACUGCAGCCGAGCUGACAUGCCGAAUCGCCCCUCUGACCAUGUAUUCUGUCAAAGCUGCCUGCAUUUACUUCACCGUUGCCUGUGUUAGCCGCCAUUUUCAGGGUUCUCUUUGAGCUUGUCCACCUCAUGUAAUGCCUUAAGUAGUACUUCAGACAAGGCCUUCUCCACUGAUGGCAUAGCCUCAAAGAGCUAUCUCCUACUUGACGUUACACCUCCACACCACUGUGAGGUACAGGUUGGGUUUUUGUGGAAGACUGUAUAAGUAUGUAUUGUAUAUUUACAUAUUUGUAUGUUUGUUCCAGCAUCAGGCAAGAACAGCUGCACAGAUAUUCAUAAAAUGUGGAGUUUCACUCAGGGAUAGCUCAGCUGAGAAUACCAGCUAUAUGGUGUUUUGAUGCCUCUCCGGCAGUAGUAUGAGUGUCACGAAAUGUCACCCUGUAAUCUACUGACAGAUGAACAGCACUGGACAAAUUAUGAUGGUGAUAUGCUACUUGAGUGCUUGCUUUCAAACUACUUGAGUGGGGUCUGAUUGUUCCCUUUGUCACUUAAAUCAUUUCUAUAGUCAAAGAUUUCCCCUCCCUGUUCCGUGAUAGCCCCAUUCUGCCCAAAAUAGUGCCAAGCUCCAAAAUUUGAGGUCCAAAACAAUCUUUUUAUAAGAGCAGUAGUGCAACAUGUUGUUUUGUCUUGCUGAAUCUGAAGCAGUCUUAACCCCUCAGUUGAGUCAAAUCUCAUAACAAAUUAGGUUCCCUGAUUAUAUUUAGUCCAAAAAUAAUCAACUUUUCCCAUUUUAAAUUUACCAUGAAGGCUUCAAGUAAUAUAUAAUCAGUAGGCAUAACUGAAUAUCCUUUCUUUCUCUUUAAAGUCUCCAUAUAUGUGUAAAUGUUAAUUUAGUUUACAACAGUUUAUCAUAUCCAGCCGGGCUGACCUUUCUUCUCACAGGCUACAUCUAAACGCUAUAUUUAAAACUAGAGAAAGUAAUUAAGGUCCGGUGUUGAAAGUUCAAAGUAUUUACAUCUUCAUAAAUAAAUAUCUCUGCACGUAUUUUCUCAAUAAAAAAAAAAACAAGAUGACAAAAAUUGUUGAGCAUGACCAAAAUAUUGCCCUUCUUGAAAGUGAGGUGUUGCAAAAAAAAUGUGAAUACUUGCACUUCAAGCUUUUUUGGCCCUGACUUCAAAGCACAUGAUUGAAGAAAUACUUGAGGCAAAUAAAUUGACAUGUCAGCGUGUUGCAUCUUGAAAAAUCAAGUAGCAUAUAGACAAGUCCAAGCCUAACAUACAGAAAAACUAAGCAAUUAUAUGCAUAGAUUAACAUAUAUGUCCAAAAUUUCAAAGAAUACCCGAGCAAUGGGGGGCUACAAAGCUAAUACAAAUAUACAUAUGUAUCUUUGUUACAAUCAUACAUAUAUUCACAUGAUAAAGUACUGAAAAUGUUGACUCUUUCAACAUGUAUGUACAGGCAAACAGUGUCUACAGAUAAAGGUGAAAAAAUAUACUUGAAUAAAAACACAAGAAAGAAAUUGCCCUUUCAAUCUUUAAUUCAACAAAAAUAUCGAAAUAUCUU